Molecule: messenger RNA, 2766 nt
Organism: Struthio camelus australis
Lineage: Eukaryota; Metazoa; Chordata; Aves; Struthioniformes; Struthionidae
Source: RefSeq, a predicted model, not a curated record
UGUCUUGCAGUGUCCCGGUGCCCGUCCCUGCCUGACACUGGCGUGAUGGCUGGGGCCCAGGGCUGCAGUGAGGGCAAGAUCGCAGGGCUGUAUGACCUGGAGCGCACGCUGGGCAAGGGCCACUUUGCUGUGGUGAAGCUUGCCCGCCACGUCUUCACGGGGCAGCGGGUGGCUGUGAAGGUGAUCGACAAGAGCAAGCUGGCAGGCGAGGCAGCAGGGCAACUUCUGCAGGAGGUGCGCUGCAUGAAGCUGGUGCAGCACCCCAACGUGGUGCGCCUCUACGAGGUCAUCGACACCCACUCCAAACUCUACCUCAUCCUGGAGCUGGGUGACGGCGGGGACAUGUUUGACCACAUCAUGCGGCACGAGGGCGGCCUGGCUGAGGGACGUGCCAAGCACUACUUUGCACAGAUCGUCCAUGCCAUCUCAUACUGCCACAAGCUGCAUGUGGUGCACCGUGACCUCAAGCCUGAGAACGUAGUCUUCUUCCAGGAGCAGGGGGUGGUCAAACUCACAGACUUUGGCUUCAGCAACCGAUUCCAGCCUGGCAAGAUGCUCACCACUAGCUGUGGCUCCCUGGCAUACUCGGCACCUGAGAUCCUGCUUGGAGAUGAGUAUGAUGCACCGGCUGUUGACAUCUGGAGCUUGGGUGUCAUCCUCUACAUGCUGGUGUGUGGCCACCCACCCUUCCAGGAGGCUAAUGACAGCGAGACGCUCACCAUGAUCAUGGACUGUCGCUACACUGUCCCACCACACGUGUCAGCACAGUGCUCUGAUCUCAUCUCCAGGAUGCUGCAGCGGGACCCCAAGCAGCGUGCUUCCCUGGAGCAAAUUGAGGGCCACGCAUGGCUGCAGGGGGUGGACCCAUCCCCUGCCAGCCACUCCCUGCUGCCCCUCACGUCACACAAGCGGGUGUCCGAGGAGGAGCACAACAUCAUCAUCCAGGCCAUGACGUGUGGGAACAUUGCAGACCGGGACACCAUCCAGGAGGCUCUCGAGGCUGACCGCUACAACCACAUCACGGCUACAUACUUCCUGCUGGCAGAGAGGAUGCUGAGGGAGAAGCAGGGCCGCCGCCUAAGCCUUGUCUACAACCUGGCCAAGCAGGUCCAGAGCAGGACCAACUUGUCGGACACUUUCAGCCCUAUGGGCAGAACCAGCGACCUUUCACCUUUCACAGAGGUGCCAACCAGCCUCACUGCAGGUCCCAGCUCCCAGCCACCCUCCCUGCACAUCAGGGGCAGUGAUGGAGAUGUCAGCCAUGGCAGCAGACAGCACACUCGAGCACUGCUGAAGGCCCCUAUGAUCGAGACAACUAUUACCAAGAGCGCCCCGGCCCUGCAGCAGAUCUGCGAGGAGGAGGAGGAAGACGAGGAAGAGGAGAAGAAACCCAAUGUGAUUGAAAGGAAAAGCAGCUCAUUGAACCAGGAGCAGAUGCGAGACUUCCUGCACUCCAGGGCCUGCCGUCUGUCAUGCCACGGGGAGGCACUGGGCUUGGGGGCAGAACCAGCUCCGUGGCGUGAGGCAGGGGGCUGGGGCAUGUGCCAGCCGGUGACAGGUGCUCGGGGAUGUCCUGGUUGGGAUGGGAAGGGUGGGAUCAGAGAAGGGCAUGGAGAGCUCGGGGCCGGCAGAUGCUCCCUGGAGAUGCGGGGCAAUGGAGCAGCAGGCAAAGCUGAGCCCACCAUGAAGAAGGAAGCGGCUGAGCGCAGGGACGCUUGGGCAGAGACCCCCAAGGAAAUGGGUGCUGUGCUGUCACCCAAGAGCUGUGAAAACCCUCGUGCUGGGGUACCACAGGCCCAAGGGGCAGAGACAACCUCCACUACCCUACUGGGCUCACUGGGGCCCGGGGUCAAGUCCCAAGGGCCCGAGGCACCCACCAAACCUUUCAGCCAAGCCAAGCCAGUGGCAGAGAGCUCCAUCCCUGGCCCUGGGGGCACGGAGGCAGGUGUGGAGAACGUGAUAAAGCUGGACCCAGGUAAACACAAGAGUGCCAGCCUCAGAGAGAGGAUCCUGCAGUUCCCACUGUGUGAGAAAGCCCUGGCCUUCAAAAUCCGGCCCAGCUCCAAGGAGAGCCUCCUGUCAUUGGGACAGUUCAACUGUUGCCAUGUGAUUUAGGCCCAGGCCCAUGGUUUUAAGGGAACCACCCCAUCGCUAGGGAUGUGAGUGUGGCCCCAUGACUAGGGUGCUGGCAGGCACAGGGCUGAGAGGCAUCAUGCUGUUUCAACCCUGUUCCCUUCUGUUUCAUCAUUCCUUUGCCCCACAGAGCAGAACCUGAGGGACUGGGGAUGGGCAUGCUACCCUCCCAUGUGGCCCUGCUCCACUUGCUUUUCCACCCCUUCCUGCAGUCCCCAACCUGCCUGCUCUGUGCCACUUCCCACUGGCACCCAGGGCCUAGCUUCCACCCUGGGUACCUGCAGCUGCUCUUUGCAGGCUGGCUGGGCACCAAGCAGGAGGUAAGCUUGGACAGAGCAUCCCCAGGGCACCAAUCACAGUCAGAGAGAGCUGUCACCCUCUCUGGGUCAUUGGGACAGCCCCCAAUGCCCAGCAAAGAGCCCCAUUUCCUCCAUCUGGGCUAGAAAUGAGGUCUAUGGUGGUUGUGCAGCUGGCAAAUGCUGGUGCUACCCAUUUCCUUCCUACCGUUGGGCCCACCCUCCACCAGGGUGGGGUUCCCUCCCUGCACAGGUUGACAUGCCCUGAAAUCCCUUGGGCAUCUCCAGGGUCCAGCUGGCCACCAGCCCACCACUGGCUGGGGGAUGGGGAGGCAGA